Molecule: messenger RNA, 4076 nt
Organism: Halichondria panicea
Lineage: Eukaryota; Metazoa; Porifera; Demospongiae; Suberitida; Halichondriidae
Product: serine/threonine-protein kinase Nek4-like
Exons: 20
Coding region: 59-3973 (1304 amino acids)
Biological process (GO): protein phosphorylation
Molecular function (GO): protein binding; protein kinase activity; ATP binding
Source: RefSeq, a predicted model, not a curated record
ACAAUUGACGAUCAUUACCAAUCAUAUCCAUAGCAACAAAGGCAAGCACAUUAGAAGCAUGGCCUCCUCCUUCACCAACAAGAGCAGUGACCCUCGACUCCGAUCCUACGCUGCAGUCAAGCCAAUAGGCAAGGGAAGCUAUGGGGAAGUGUUCCUUGUGAAGCACAGUAAGGAGAAGAAACAGUAUGUGAUGAAGAACAUCAAGCUGACAGCAAGUAGUGCCAAGGAGAGGCUGGCAGCUGAACAAGAGGCUGUACUACUGGGCAAGUUGAAACAUCCCAACAUUGUGUCCUAUAAAGAGUCCUUUCAAGAUGAACACGGGAUGCUCCACAUUGUCAUGGGUUACUGUGAGGGAGGUGACCUCUGUACUCGUCUCAAGACCUGUAAGGGACAGUACCUACCAGAGACGCAAGUAGUGGAGUGGUUUGUACAGAUUGCUCUAGGACUACAAUAUCUUCAUGAGAGGAACAUUCUGCAUAGAGAUUUGAAGACUCAGAAUAUCUUCCUGAGCAAGAAUGAUAUCAUUAAGGUUGGAGAUCUUGGUAUUGCUCGGGUGUUGGAUGGAUCAUGUGAUCUAGCACACACAGUCAUUGGAACACCAUACUACAUGAGUCCAGAGCUGUUUGCUAACGAACCAUACAACCACAAGUCUGAUAUAUGGGCCCUUGGUUGCUGUGUGUAUGAGAUGGCUACUCUCAAGCAUGCCUUCACUGCCACCAAUCUCAACGCUCUUAUGUACAAGAUCAUUAAGGGGACUGUCCCUUCUCUACCCAAUGUGUUCACUUCAGAGCUGUCUGUGUUGGUCCACUCCAUGAUGUCCCACAGUGCUGCCAGUAGACCAAGUGUACAGGAGCUAUUAAGGAAUGCCUUUGUAAGGAAACACAUCAAACUGUUCCUGGACAGAGCUGCCAGCAAAAAGAAGAAGAAGCCACCUGUUACGAGAGACCCACCUUCUGACAAGUUAGGGUUAGCUACACCCAAUGUUUCAUCAUCCAAAAGCCAUCCACUGGCAGCCCCUCAAAUCAGAGUGCGCUGCUCAAGCAUUGGAUCAAGUUCACGGGAAGAGAACACUGUGAAGAAACAGAAGCCCUCUGAUGCAGCCAAGAGAGCUACCUCCCUCACCAACCUUUCUCAGAAGCCCACUCCAACCGAGACAGUUGCUCACAGCCCUGCUACAGCUGGGAGGGACCCACCUACUGUUGCAGCCUCGGGAGACCCACCUACAGUUGCAGCCUCGGGAGACCCAACUACUGUUGCAGCCUCGGGAGACCCAACUACAGUUGCAGCCUCGGGAGACCCAACUACUGUUGCAGCCUCGGGAGACCCAACUACUGUUGCAGCCUCGGGAGACCCACCUACUGUUGCAGCCGAGGGAGACCCACCUACUGUUGCAGCCGAGGGAGACCCAACUACUGUUGCAGCCGAGGGAGACCCACCUACUGUUGCAGCCGAGGGAGACCCAACUACUGUUGCAGCCGAGGGAGACCCACCUACUGUUGCAGCCGAGGGAGACCCACCUACUGUUGCAGCCGAGGGAGACCCACCUACAGUUGCAGCCGAGGGAGACCCAACUACUGUUGCAACCGAGGGAGACCCAACUACUGUUGCAGCCGAGGGAGACCCAACUACUGCUACAGCUGGGAGGGACCCACCUACUGUUGAUAAGCCUCCAGCAAAAAUGUCCAAGCACAAGCAAAGUAAUGGAAAGGACAAGAGACCGUCUGAAAAAAACAGAGGAGCAAAAAGACCUCCACGACCUUUGCCCCCUAAUCCUACUAAACGUGCAUCAGUGGGAUGUGUGAUACUCGACAGUCCAAAGGUCUCGUCUGCGAGGGAACGAAGACGCAUGAACAAGGUUAAAGGUCGAGUGGUGCUGAAAUCACGAUCAUCUAGUGAUUUGAGUAAAGGAGAGAAAGCUCAAAGCUCAGACGACCUCUCUAAGCAAUCAUCUACUGAACACUCUCCAAAGAUUGACAAGUGUGUUGUUUUGGAGAAUGGGUGCAAGGAGAUGGUAUCACAUGACCUACUACCUAGCAGUGGUUCAUCUCAUGAAGUGGAUGAAUUCCUCACUCUAUUAGACACAACCCUGCACCUACCAGAGCCUCCAGUCAGGGCAGCAUCAGGAGAUACUCCACCAGCACGACAAGCAUUCAUUCAAGAGCAGCCCUCUGUGUCUCAUGAGGUCUCUCAGGCUAUGCUCCAGUCAGGCAGACUAGGGGACAGGAUAGUGGCUCUGAGAAAAGAGUGUGUAGCGGGUCUGGGUGAGGCUGUGAUGAAAGAGGCCAGUCUGAUUCUCCAGCAGCAGGAACCAGAUGAGGCUGAGGAGUUGUUGUUGAAGGUAUUAGGACAGAAACAGUUUAACUUAUUUGCUGCUAAACUGCAACAUUUGAACUUUUGUGAAGACAAUAUAUAUACUAUGGAUGUCCCUAUGAAUAGUUCUGUGGAGUCGGCUAGUGUACUGGGUUCUUUGCUGGCCAGCAGUGAGGCGGUCCCACAAUCCACUCCACCAACAAUGGCAACAACCAACACUGGACUCGAGACACCUCCUCCCACUACUACUACUACCCCUCUCAUUAUUGGGCUCAUCUCCUCCGGCCCAGACACUAAGGCCACACUAACAGUACCUGGGGUUAAGUCACUCCCUCCCCCUAAGCCUAACCCUCCUCAGUUAGAACCUCAUGGCAGUGGGAAACCAAAGGCCUUCCUCUCGAUGAUGAGUGAAGGGUCCAGGACUUCUCCCAGCAAGAAGCACACACCCACCACUAAGAAAGGUCAGAGUACAGGACAAACAAAGGCACAGGGUUCAAAGUCCACUACAGGGGUCAAAGACUCCACUCCACGCACCUCACAGCGAGCCAUCAAGCGACGUCGUUACUACGACGAUGAGGACGAUAUUCAACACCCCAAGAGUGGCGGCAAGAAAACAAAAGUCAGCAACCCGAAGUCCAACAAAUCAGUCAACAAAAAACCACCUCAUCCCAGCAAGUCUAUGAGCGCUGCUAAGGAUCUCGGUAGGUGGCGACCCACAGACGAUCUCAUGCUCAUCAGUGCAGUGCAGCAGACCAAUGACUUGACUGCUGUCUACCUGGGUAUCAAGUUCUCGUGCAGGUUCACACUGAGAGAGAUUGAGGAGAGAUGGUAUGCACUUCUCUACAGCCCUCAGAUAUCACACAUAGCCAUCGAGGCCAUGAGGGGACUGCAUCCAGGAGUGGUUACCAUGGCACUCAACAACGCUCUCUGGAGUCAGGAGGAAGAGGCUGUCCUCGCCAAAAUACCAUCCUCUGAUGCUGGUCAUCUUGAGACAUUUCAGAAUGUUCUGAAGGAUCAUCCGGCUGUGUUCCAUGCUUGUCGCACUGCCACCUCCCUCCACCAUCAUUGGGUACUCAUGGGUCAUUACAACCUUCUCAAUGAUCAGAAAGUUCAGCUGAUACCACCAGGAGACAACGUGACUGACUUCACAGAUGCAGAGGAGCAGAGGACAGAUAGUGAGCUGAUGAAGUCACGUGAUGUACGAGAGGAAGCACUUGAACAAGAGUUGAUGAUCAGUGAUCGUCAGUCCAAGCGUGAGAUCUUAUCACUCGAGGAUGACCUUCCAACAUGGAGGACUGUAUUGGACACACCCACCACCUCGGAGCUACAUGCUGGCGAGGUGGCACUGUUCAGAGGUAAAGUGGUUGAGUUUAGAAUGACCAAACCCUCCGUCACUUUUGGACGAGCCACGCCUACCAACAAAGUGGACUUUGACCUUUCCCUUGAGGGUCCAGCGUACAAAAUCUCACGUCGUCAAGCGAGUAUUCAUCAAACGGAAGAAGGAGAGUUCUUGUUACACAACGAAGGGAGACGUGCUUUGUUUGUGGAUGGAAGGGCUGUACUGAGUGGUCGGUCUGCUCGAUUAGAGUCCAACCAAACCAUUGAAGUGGCUUCAAUGGCCUUCCUGGUGAUACUCAACAGCAAGGCUCAAUCCUCUUCAUAGGGACUAGUCAUUAUCACUUCAAAAUUGUGUGCAUUCAUUGUAAACUACACAUAAAUUAUAAGCCAAAAUCAAAAAAAUUAAAAGUGUUGUCUAUUAUUAUGAU